Cygnus atratus (black swan) is the source of this 1283-nucleotide messenger RNA. RefSeq names its product chromosome 2 C1orf35 homolog (gene C2H1orf35). The record is from RefSeq and is a predicted model, not a curated record. The transcript has 8 exons. Bases 79 to 1137 code for a protein of 352 amino acids. Lineage: Eukaryota; Metazoa; Chordata; Aves; Anseriformes; Anatidae.
AUCUCCCCGGUGGUGGCUCCCGGGCGGGGCUGCGGGGUGCGCGGGGCCUGAGCGGCGCGGGAGCGCGCCCCCGGCACCAUGUUCGGCUCGUCCCGAGGCGGGGUGCGAGGGGGCCAGGACCAGUUCAGCUGGGAGGAUGUCAAGACGGACAAACAGAGGGAAAACUACCUGGGUGAGUUCCCCCGCACCGCCUGGGGUUGGGGGGCUGGCGGGUCGGGGGGAGGAAAGGGGGGCGAACGCCUCGUGCCCCCCCCCCCUCCCCCCGCUCCGAUUUGUGUCCCUGCAGGAAACUCCCUGAUGGCCCCGGUGGGCCGGUGGCAGAAGGGCAAGGACCUGACGUGGUACGCCAAGAGCAAGAAGGAGGCCACCCCGCUGUCCCGCGAGGAGGAGCUGGCCGCCGUCCGCCUGGCCGAGCAGGAGGCCAUGAUGGCAGCCCUGGGCUACAAGAACGUGAAGAGGCAACCCACGGGGCUCAGCAAGGAGGACCUGGCCGAGGUGUGCAAGCGGGACGGCGCGGAGCGAGCUGAGAAAGACGUGGACCGGGUGGUGGGCUUGGGCAGCUCCAGCGGCAGCGCCGGCCGGGUGAUGCUCUCCAAGGAGGACAAGGAGGCGGCCAAGAUGGGGCUCUCCGUCUUCACGCACCAGAAGGUCCCCGGCAGUCCCGAGGCGUCCGGCUCCAAGAGGAAACAGGACAAGGAGGAGAAGGCGGAGGAGAAGCGGACGGAGAGCGGCAAGAAAGCCAAAAAGGAGAAGAAGAAAAGGAAAAAGAAAAAACACAAGAAGGAGAAGAAAAAGGACAAACAUCACAAGCGGGCGGCCUCCCCCUCCUCCUCAGCCUCCUCUCCGGACCGGGACGAGAGGCACCACCGGAGGAAAGCCCAGGACCGCCCCGAGGCUUCACGGCACCGGCACCGCCACGACACCACGGACUCCUCCUCCUCCUCCUCCUCCGGCAGCGAGGAAGGCUCGGGCAGGAGCCCCUUGCGCCGCCCGGCCCGCAGGAGGGCGCGGAGCCGGAGCGGGGACGGCCACCGGCCCCCGUCCCCGCGCCACAAGGGCAGGAAGAGGAGCAGGAGCCGCUCUCCCCGCUCUCGCGGCGGGGCCAGGCAGCGCCGCGACACCGAGUCGGGUGACUGAGGGGCUUUGCUGGGGAGAGAUGCCAGAGGUUUUAUAUUUUUGGUUAUUCUUUAAAUUAAAGUCACAGCUCCGCUGGCGCCGUCCGGCUGGGGCGGGCUGGCCUCGGCGCAGCCCGGACUAAGCGCUGGCGAAGCGGCUGGAGGGGA